Messenger RNA from Parus major (Great Tit), 6352 nucleotides. RefSeq lists its product as uncharacterized. Bases 161 to 3052 code for a protein of 963 amino acids. The record is from RefSeq and is a predicted model, not a curated record. NCBI's taxonomy places the organism in Eukaryota, Metazoa, Chordata, Aves, Passeriformes, Paridae. Gene Ontology annotation, molecular function: zinc ion binding. The transcript has 8 exons.
GAAGCGGCGUUGGGAUCACGGCGCUCCGGGUCCUGGGGCAGCCUGGCCGUAGCUCCUCGGUGCUGUCGAGCUGGAAGUGGCGGAGCAGAGGGAGGAGCGCGACCCAGAGCAGCAGCAACGGGAACAGGAGCGGCGGCCGCUCGUCCCCUCGCUGCCGCCGAUGGAGGCGAGCCUGACGUGCGCCGUGUGCCUGUCGCUGUUGGAGGAACCGGUGACGCUGCCGCUGUGCUCGCACAACUUCUGCCGGGGCUGCGUGCUGGAGUGCCUGGCCUCGGCCGAGGCCGCCCGCCUGCGGCAGCUGCAGCGGAGCCCGGGGCAGGCCCGUCUCGGCCGCGGGGCGCCGGGGCUGGGCCCGGGCUCGGGCCCAUCCUGCGCCCGGGUGCCUUGUCCGCUGUGCAGGAAGCUGUGCCUGCUGCCCCGCGGCGGCGUCGCCGCCCUGCCAGUCAACACCACCCUGGCCGAGGUGGUCAAGCUCUACCGGUCCGGCGCGGCGGGCGCUUCCGCGGGCGGGGAGGCGGCGCUGGGGCUGAAGUCGGGGUCCGACCUUCUCUCCCUGCAGGCGUUCGGGGGAAGCUGCCAGAAACACCCGAGCCGGCCGGUGCAGCUCUACUGCCGUAUGUGUCGGCAGGCGGGGUGCGGGCAGUGUGUCUCCGAGGAGCAUCAGGGCAUCUUCCACUCAGUCAACCUCAUAGACACGGUGUACCAGGAAGAAAAAUUAACCUUCUUCAGCACUCUGAAACAAAUGAGGAUAAUAAAUGAGAAGCUGGUGAAUGAGAUCUCAAAACGGCCAAAUGAUGCAGACAUGAUGCUGAAAAAUGAUGUGGAGAUAAUUGAGCUGAAAUUUGGAGAAAUUUUCAAAACUCUAGAAAUGAAAAAACAGCAAUUACUAGAAGAUGUUGAAAAUCAAAGAGGUAAAAAAGAGAAAGAAUUUCAGAUUUGGAAGAAAAUGAAAGAAACUCACAAGAAGACAAUUGAGAAUUUUUUGAAGGAUUGUGAAAAGCUUGUCCAUGAGUGUGAUCCUCAGUGUUUCCUGGAGGUUGCCUGUGGCUUGAAUACAAGAAUGAAAACUCAGCUUGAUGUGAUGAAUAUAGCAUCCAACUGGGAAAAACCACCAGUAUAUAUACCAAAGAAAAUAGAUAUAAAGUCUGUUGUUAAUGAAAUAUUAGCAUUGGAGUUAACUCCUGUUGAUGCAGGUAUUGUUCAAGAGCUACCUUAUGAAGGAAAUGAGAGCUCAACUCUAUUUAAAGAUACCUUAAAGCAGUGGCAGGACCAGAAGAAUACACCCAACACCUUUCUUCCUGUAGCAGGACAGGAUGAAGCAGAUGGUAGCAGGAUCCUUACUCGCUUUAUGUCAAUAUCAGAAAUGUCAGAAUUUCAAAAUAUGAGCCAUGAGGAGUUACGUUACAAAUACUAUAUGGAACUUCAGAAGAGCACCAAUGUGUUUAAGACUCAAAAUUUCCCUGCAAAUAAAAAGUAUAAAUUUGUAGCUGCUGAGGCCUCCAAGAGUAAGUCCUCAGGAGCUUCUUUUAUAUCUGUUCCUACCAAAACAAAUAACACAGAUAAAAUAAAAAUGGGAACCCUGCAAAGAGGAGGUGACUUUGACAGAAGAAACUUUUCUGGAAGCAGUGCUCAUAGCAUCCCAUCCACAAAUACCAUCUUUUCUGAAACAAAUGGUGACUUAAAUUUAUUUCAUGAGGGAAGUGGCCAGGAAGUAUCCACUCCAGCCCUGUCAGAAACCUCUCCAGACUUGUUAAUUAAAGAAAAAUGGCCAAGACAGGCAUCAGCAGGUACUGUUUCCAAUGAAAGGAACUCAAAUUCUAGCACUUCAUCAGAUUUAAAGCCAGCAGCAACAGUGGCUGUUACUGUUUCAAAUUCAGAAUCUGUAGAUGUUUCAGCAGAGAGACCUUCAGGUGUGCCUUUUACUUUCAGUGCAUCUAACAACUCUCUACCGAGAUUUAGUAAAGAUAGAGGUGCAUUUUCCUUUAAAAAGCAAGACAAGAGAUGUGCUUUCCCUCAGUUUUAUUUAGGGAGAUGUGAUAAGGUAGAUAAAACCACUAACCAGGAUAAACAUGGUCAUGAAACCAAAAACACAGUUUGUGAUGCUUCAACAAGUCCUAAUUUAGACUCAGCAGAAAGCGAGAAACCACACAUUUUGUUUCCCUUUGGCAAUUCAGAAGGAGAUUGGUUUGCAGCAUCAGAAGUUAGCAAUUCAUGUAAGGUGUUACCAUCAUCCUCAAUUUUAAGCCAAUCUGAGAAGCCAUCUGACAAAAAAACAUCUCACAUGAGCGACAAAACACCUUGUGCAAAGGAACCUGCUGGAUAUGGUACACAGAAACCUGUCUUAGGGGAGCAAAAACCUCAUGCCUCCGAAUCCACCACAACUGUAGCUUGCAGUACUUCAGAAACCAACACUGGAUCUGGGCUGAAUGAUGUCUCCAAGACCCCACUUCUCACCACUAAUGGUGCAUUUUCCUUCAGAAGUAACUUUCCAUUGCCUUCACCAGUAUUUUCAUUUGGAGGCACUGUCAGAAAUACCUCUGAUUCGCUGACUUCUUCCAUGUUUUUUUCUGGACACAGAACAGAAAAAAUGGAUAAGGAGAAGAUGAACUCUCCUGACAAAACGCUUCUAAAUCUAGGGAAACCUGUAUCUUCAGAGAGUGCAGAGCCUGCUUCUCUUCAGAGUCAUCCAAAAUGCAAAGGCUCAUGUUUGCCUAUGAACUCAGCUAAAGAUACUGAAGGUGCAGAAAGACUUGGUAAUGGUAAUGAUCCUUGUCAGCCUGUAUGUCCAGGAGUCCUUCCUGUUGAAUGUGAGAAUGCAUCUUCCACUCAACUCACUACAGCAACACAACAACAAAGAAGAGUAAAAGAUGAAGAAACUGUUGCUGAAAACAACUGUGUGUGUCAUAUAAGGGAGGAUAAACCUGAGCCUGUACAGUUCCAGAGCACAGCUUGUUUUGUUCCUGGCACGUGCAAUGAUCCAUCUUUAGGAGGUUCUGUGCUUGCAGUAAGUGAGACAGGAGGAAUGCUAAGAGACAGCACUUCUGACACUUAAGAGUUAAGUCAAACAUCUGUCUCUAUUCAUACCAGCCAUGCAUCAGAAUAUUUUUCUGUUGCUGAAGACAAAUUGUCUGGUAGACAAAACUCAGAUGUGAAGACAGACUGAAAAGGAAAAUAAGCUGGAAUUAAAUAAAUGCUACUUAACACAUUAAAAGGUGGGGAUACUUGCGAUUUUACAGCUGUUCUUCUCCCCACUUCUUGCCAAUCAGGAUAUCUCUGUGUUGGAAACAUAACUGUUUAUGAGCAGUACAAUGCAAUGAAGUGAUUAUUAUAGUAUAGUCACAAACUCGAGAAACAACCAAAAAUGUCAUGUCUGGCUCAAGACCAAAGCAUGGCCAUAGAUGCUGCAUCUUCAAGAAUGCAAACCAUCUGGGGUAUGUUUGGGGGAUGGGGAACUGAGGUGUCCCAGAAAGUGAGUUGGGUGAAGCCUCAGUGGUAGCAGGCAGUAAAUUGCUGUGUACAGCAGCACUUGCACUUGAAUGGGUAAGAGAAUAGCAAAGAGCAUUCACCUCACAGGCAGGGAGAGAGAAGAGCCACAACAAAAAUAAAGGAUAGUGAAAGCGUUACUAAAAAUUUGUUUUCUUAUCUCCCCUUUAUUGUUUACUUUUCUGUGAUGUGUUUAAUAUAUGUUGAAGAUGUGAGUAAUUUAAAUAAUUUCUCUUGCUCUUUUGAAAUGGAAGCGUCAUAUCAAUAUUCUUGUAACACACUGCAGAAGGGUGUGAGCUACACUUUUGAAGGGCUGCUUCAGGAAAAAUAAACAUCCAAAUUAGAUUUCAGCUCUUUCUGGCAAUAGUUUGGUAAUACUUGGACAGAUUAACUUGCUGUUUUAUUGAAAGCUUUUGGAUAACCUAACUUUUAAAACACAAAAAAUUUCUUUUAAAAUCUGGGUGCAAUGACAAGAAAAAAGGAAAACAGCACUUCUCACUAUAUAUGUUAAUGAUUUAGAAUUCAUGGAAUUUUUAGUCUAAAUAUCGAUACAAAGUAAGGAUAAAAAGAUCAAUUUAAAAAGGAUCUGUGAGAUAACUGCUUUAGUUAUUGGAAUACAAAGACAGUAGUACUGUUUCAGAAUAAAGCUCUGUUUUGUUUGCUGUUCAUGCUUCAGCAAAAGCUGAUGCUAGACUUUAAAGGAAUUCAUUCUGUAUUAGAUAGGUCAACUGGCAAGUAUUAAAUCAAAAUGCAGAAUAUUUAAUAUUCUUUCAGAAGUUUUCACUGGCAACUAGAAAAAUCAAUAUGCAAAUUACCUCUGUAACUGUAAGAAAAAUAGUACUGAAAUUUAAAUCUCUGCAAUACUUACUAAUAUACUUAAUGUGAUAUAAUACUUAGAGAAACUAUUCUUGUUUCAGGAAAUGUUGACGUAAUUUCAUUUGUGUUCAGUUCUUGGCCUCAGUUUUUUGUGUGGCAGUGCAUUCCUUUAUUAGAUGUGCUGAAAAAAUAGCUUCUAGUAUUUAUAACAAUUAAUAAUACAACUUUUCUGUCUGUGUUAUAGUAAGGAAGGUUGUGAAAUUCUCUUUAUGGUUAGUCUUUUAGUUCUUGAUGUUCAUUUCUUAAAUCUUACUGUAUUUCAAUUUUCUCCUAAGAUUUUUUUUUCUGUUGUUAUCUCUAGACAUUCUUCUCAUGUUCUGCAUGUAUAUAGGAGAGAAAUGUUAAUUCAAGUCACUGGAAGACAAAGGCUGAGUGAGAUGAAAAUGGCAGAGAGGGUCACAGGUAGAGGUUGGUCUCACUAAUACAAGCAAGAGAAAUUAAACAAUUUUAGAGUCAGAUGAGGCACCUGUUAAAUUUGUUACCAGAAUGUUGCAGAAAAUAUGUUCUUCUGCGGUGACAAAAAAGUUCUUAAUAAGCUAGGGCUAAUCAGAAACUAUAAAAAAUUUUUGAAGCUUACAUAUUUUCAACCUGUCUUCUGUUAAUAUCUGUUUCAUGAGAGUUUGAUAAACUUCCAUGCAGAUAUGUUGUUUCUUGACAAAAAGUCAAUGAAAAGUGAAAAGAUGUGAAAGUGAAAAGACACCAUUAUAGACUCAUAAAGCAAAUAGACUACUAUAUACAACUAUAUACUACUAUGAAAGUAGAACCUGUAGGUGGGGGGUUUGCUACAAUCCUAGGACUGCUUUUCAAGCAUUGUUGUCCAAGUGCCUUACAGCUCAGCAUUCAGGUUUUACAGGGCUGAUAAGAUUCACACAGAAACCCCCAACAAGAUACUUGCCCACUCCCUUGGCUGUACUACACUGACCCAGAAGGGAGCCCUUCCCGCGUUCCCUGAAAAUGCUGUGAGGUACAGAAUAACCUCUAGGUCUUAGGCAUGCCUCCUCCUGACUUCUGUAAAAAUCAACCCUGUCCUGGCUGGAAGCAGGACAGUUAGUGAUCUUGGAUGAACACCAGAGCUAUUUCCAAGAAAUGGGAUUCAAAGUUGUCCUUAAUGUGUAUUUUGCUUAUUAUCCAUAGAGAAUAACUUACAUUAUCUUGGUCAUGAUCAUAAAAUUCUGUGUGGCAGUGAGGACUGAUGUCAAAGCCUCACUCUCCUAUGUUAUCUAAACUUAGGUAUGUGUGUAUGUUUUUUUCAGAUUACAGGGACACAAAAAGGCAGUGUUAAAGUGAAGUAUUUGAGAACUUUGCCCAUCCUGAAAAAAAAACAAAAAAAAAAAAAAAAAAAAAAACAACAAAAAACAACAAAACAAAAACAGAACAAACAAACAAAAAGCCCAAAACAACCAGGGAAUAAUGUAUUCUACUAAACUCAGUAAUUUAUUUUACAUUUUUGUAUCUUCCUGAUUCCAUAAGAUACAAGAGGUAAAAAAAGAAGCAGUUCUCCACAGGGCUGGAAAUUUUUAUCUAACAUCGCUAUACUGGUAUAAAGUCCUCUAUAUAUUUCAGAUUUUGUAAACUAAAUCUGCAGGCCAGUUUGAAAGCUUUUAUAGAGGUUCAUUAAAACAAUACUUCGUGAUUUAAUAGAAACCUUGAAAAACAGUUAAAACAAUUUAUUAUAAUUGCUAAAGUACUUGUUGAACAUACUUCACAAAGGAGCUGAAAGUUUCUAGUGCUGUCCUUCUGAGAGUCUUAUCUCUCCAGCUGUCACAACUGUGAUGCUUGUUCAAUAUAUGUCUGGAAGCUAUAUUGGCAUAUAUGUCAUUGCCUGAAAAAAAAGUGCAACUGAAAGAUGAACUGAAUUAUUCAGUUUUGUAACUAAAUAAAAAUGUAAAAAAAAUAAAAUUUAUUAAAAACAAUUGUUUAGUUGACAUUAGAGCUGGUAAAAUGUCAAUUUGUAGAGGUUAACUUCCUGAAGUAAACUUUGCAUUAUUUUGUA